CGUGCGUGGUUUGGUUUGUGCGAAAAAGAGGGUCCUGGGAUCGAGUGCAGAUCCUGUGGUGCAUUUGUUGGCUCUGUGCCGCCAAAUAGCGCCGUGAGAGGAGUCCGCCAACGAAAGAUAAAUUUUUCUCGCUUCCUGUGCGAACAUGCAUGUGUGUGUCUAAUCGUGUUUCGAUCGUCUUAUUGCGCUUGUCCCGUGGUCAACCGCCCGCUCGCAAGUGUGAGUGAGACCCGCACAGUACACGCAGCAGCGCCGCGGACGAGUUGUGACGAAAGUGACGCGCGGUCAAUUUUAACAACACACGGCAAGCCGUCGAAUUUGUAUUGUGUUUUGCGCCCAAUCGAAGCGUUGUGUUGGCCGAAAGGGGAAAAAAACUAAAAGCUGAGAAUUGUUUUCGCGCAACCGCCGCCAUCAUCAUUCGCCUCCUCCUGUUCGGCUUGGCGUCGGCUUAUCGGACACCCUAGUUAAUUGCGUGCGCGUUUGUGUGCGUGUCAUUGUGCGAGAGCGUGUGACGUAGCGCCAGUAGCGACAUAGGAGCGGAUCGCGACGGACGGAGUGUGAAGCCUUUCUCAUCUUGUGUGCACAAAACAGGCGCGACAAUUGCAGUACACAACCGCGGCCAAAAGUCAACAGUGGCCUGAACGUAGAAUCUUCCUGAAACCAAAGCAACUUCGGAGCCAUAGUGCGAGCGAGUGGAGCCAGCAAGAAGAACAAGGAGGAAAACAAACAAACAUGUCCGACAGCAAGGGUUACGCCGUGAACGAUCUCGUUUGGGCCAAAAUGAAGGGCUUCUCACCGUGGCCCGGCCGGAUCGCCGUUCCACCGGCGGAGUUGCGACGCAUCGCGGUAAAAAAAAGCAAUCCCGUGCAAUGUAUCUUUUUCUUCGGUUCCAACAACUAUGCGUGGAUCGAGGAAACACAGAUCAAACCGUACGUUGAGUUCAAGGACAAAUUGCUAAACUUGUGCAAAACGGCCCAGUUCAAGGAUGCCGUGAGGCAGAUUGAAGAUUUUAUGGUUAAUCCGGAGAAAUACCAAUCACUGUUUACGGGUGAAAAUGAAGCGGCCAACCGACCCGAUCCGGACGCGGAGUUCAACAAGCUCCGCGAAGGCGGUUCGGCCAGCGGUACGGAAGAAAGUGGUGAAGCCGAACAUUCACCGUCGGUAAACAAUACCACGACACCGGCGGCCCUCGAGUCGGUCGAGGAGCUCGGCAGCACGCCACUGUCCGUUAAGAAGACGUCCGCGAAGAAGAAAGUACGUGCCUCGCUGCCUAUCAAGCUGAAUGUCGACAAAGUUGUGACGUCUCCAGCAAAGAUGCGUGCGCCCGGUGGCAAAGCUAAGGCGGCCACUACCCUGCUGCUGGACGAUGAAACGAGUCCGUCGGCGACACCGAAGCGCAAGAAAAAGUUAGGAAACGACAGUGCGACCGAUUUGGCAUCGCUCGUUAUCGAUAGCUACUCGAGCUCCAUUCGGCGCAAUGCUCCGAUUGCGCACCUUCUCAAUCGCCCGACCGUGGCCCGACCGGCCACGCCAGAGAUCGACAUGUCGAGUGUUUCGGACGCGGUUCAGUCGCGCAACAUCAAGGCGUCAGAUCUAAAGUUUGGCUUCCUCGGGCUCGGCAUUAUGGGCUGCGGGAUCGUGAAGAAUCUGAUCAAAUCGGGCCACUCGGUCGUGGUGUGGAACCGGACCGCCAGCAAGUGCCGCAAGUUCGCCGAUGUCGGUGCCGUGAUCGCGGACACCCCAUCCGAUGUCGUCGAAAUGACGGACGUUACGUACUCGUGCGUAUCGGACCCGCAGGUUGCAAAGGACCUUGUCUUUGGCAACUGUGGCGUCAUGUCGGCCACACUGUCCGGCAAAGGUUACGUUGAAAUGACGGGCGUUGAUCCCGAAACGUCGCAAGACAUUGCCGAGGCCAUCAUCUCCAAGGGAGGUCGCUAUUUGGAGGCUCAACUUCAAGGCUCUAAAAACCAGGCUGAGGAGGGUACCCUCAUCAUUCUGGCCAGCGGCGAUCGGCUGCUGUUCGAAGACUGUCAAAGCUGCUUCGAGGCGAUUUCGCGCAACUCGUUCUUCCUCGGGGACGUGGGCAACGCGACAAAGAUGAAUCUAGUGCUGCAGAUGAUAUCCGGCAUUUCGUUGACGGCGAUCGCCGAAGGACUAGCGCUCGCCGAUCGAGCAGGACUGCAACAAAAGGACGUGCUGGAAGUGAUGGAACUGACGACCAUGUCUUCGGAGAUGUUCCAGGAAAAGGGAAAUGCAAUCAUUAAGGGAGAGUUUCCAACGCACCAAGCACUGAAGCACAUGCAGAAGGACCUGAAGCUGGCCCUCAGUCUGGCGGACGGUCUGGAACAGUCUCUGCCUAUUGCGGCGGCCUCGAACGAGGUCUUCAAGCAUGCCAAGCGCCUUGGGUACGGUUCGCACGACGCCAGCGCUGUUUAUGUUCGGGCGCGGUUUUAACAGCGACCACCGACCACAGCCUACAGUGGCGAAGACGACGACGACGACAAAUAGAUCCCGACAAAGAUGCUCGUAGCGGGCAUCGCAAGCGUCAGAAGCAGCAGAAAAACAGAGAGCAAAGGGAAAGAUAAGGGUUUGUUAGAAAUGAGUUUAUAUUUUAAUUUUUUUACAUUACCUUUGGAAGUGUUUUCGCGCGAAACCAAAUAUUGCAAAAGAGAACGAAGGGCCUACUACCCCCGCGUGGGGUACAAAGAUAGAUUUGGAGAUGAAGGUGGGUUCGUUUGUGUAAAAUGUGUCCCCAUGAAGUACUUUACGGUGCACUGUGCUUUACCUACAUACUAUCGUUCUUCGAUAGCCGGAUUUCACUAUUUCGGCUCUGUCAAUCGUUAUUCCUUCGAUCAAACGACGGAUUCAAGCGAAUCACGAAUCCGAGACGCUGAGAAAGGUACGCCGAAAGGGAGAGAGACAGACGUAGAGAGCUUAUAUUUUCCUAAUACAAAAGAAAACCGUCAUCAUCAUCAUCAUGGUUGAAAGGCGCGCUCGGGCCGGUAGCUGCACUGUGGCUACCGGUAGCGUCCGUCGGAAUAUCUACGCACGCAUAAAUGCAUAUAUAGUGUUACAUAUUUUCUUUACUUUUGAUGAACUAUCACGAUUUAAAAAUAUUUUCUCCUUCUGACCUCCCAAACGAUGUUUGAUUUUUAGAACGAUUAUAGAUCGUAGCAUUUAGCGAAAUUAGUAAUAAAAUUGCGGCACACGCGUGAGAGACGCGUGCAUGUGUGUGAAUACCAUAAAAGUUCAAUUUUCUCCCUUCUCGCGCCUCGCGCAGUGCGAACACCGAAUGUCGAAUUUCGUUCUUAGACCAUGCCGUUGGACACUCGGAGAAUGUGUUGCUCCGGGUUGACCGCUUCGUUUCGUUUCUUAAAUGGCUGUUACGGUGCUAAAGGGACAGUGUAGUGUAAAAGUAUCUGGCGAUGUCAGGUGAUGCGUGUCAGGUGCAAUAACCACCCCAAUGAGUCGGUAUGGUGACACUUUUAGUUUUCACAUUUGCGUGUUAGGUUGGUUUGCAGUAAGGUUGGGAUACGAAAACGAGGCAAUUCCUACAGUUUUUGGUGUAGUUUUUAGUGGUGUAGCUCUGAAAGCAUCAGAUGCUAGCUGGCCGCUGGUUGGCAGUGGUAACGGGACACAGCUCACUGCAAUGGCAAGAGCUGCACUGCGAGUUAGGUUAGAACCACUACCUGAAGCAUAAGUUUCUUUCCUUUUUGUUGGUUAGUUGGAUUUUUGUGGCACGUGUGGAAAUUUAGCCUUUUUUCCCCUGCACAGAAAGUUCUCGGUGUGAACGUGAAUUCGUUUUAGCUCUCGUUGUUAGUUUUACGAACCGUUUCACAUUGCCUCCUCUCAGCUGUUGCGCCGGGUGACGACCCUCCGACGAGUGACGGGAACCAACAAAACAGGGCAGCCACAAACCGUUCGAAGAGGUACGAAUAGACGGAAAAUUCAAAACUGUAGAACGAAAUUCAUAUUAACUUUACAAGGCGCGAACGACGCACGAAACGGGAAGCUCUAGGAAUACGAUUUUUUGGCACACAAUUUAGGCGUACGAAACAAUUAGUUUUGUAAAAUAAAAUUUAGAAAUCGGUUCGUGUCCGCAGGACACCGGAAGUGCGCAAAGGCUACGAUCAGGGCGCACGAGCGAGACACAUCUGUUUAGGGCCCGAUCCUGUGCAGCAAACACAUUUUCUUUUAUUUUGUAAGACAUGCAAAUAACACAAUUAUACAAUUUUCGAUGAAUCGAGAGUGAAUAAAUAAAUGUUGAUUUACGUAUCGGUAGCAGAG
This is a messenger RNA of Anopheles bellator, 4287 nucleotides long. RefSeq names its product cytokine-like nuclear factor N-PAC (gene Ndf). Lineage: Eukaryota; Metazoa; Arthropoda; Insecta; Diptera; Culicidae. Gene Ontology annotation, molecular function: oxidoreductase activity, acting on the CH-OH group of donors, NAD or NADP as acceptor; NAD binding; NADP binding. The record is from RefSeq and is a predicted model, not a curated record. Bases 733 to 2454 code for a protein of 573 amino acids. The transcript has 9 exons.